AUGCCACUGCUUCAUUCACUAAAGACAAAUAUUAUCACAAGCACAAUUUACGGCAGUUUUUCUCCCUUGAACCUUCACUCUUUCUCUAUCUCUCUCCCUAUCUCUUGCUCUCUCUCUCUCUCUCUCUCUCUCUCUCUAUUGCAGUUUCUCCCUUCCUCUCUCUCACUCUCUCUCUCUUCCACUUUCUAUCUCUUUCACUCUUACUCGCUCUCCCUUCCUCUCUAUCUUUCUCUCCUUCUCUUUCUCCCUUCCUCUUUCUGUCUCUUUCACUCUUACUCGCUCUCCCUUCCUCUCUUUCUCUAUUUCUCUCUUGCUUUUCUUUCUUCCUCUUUCUAUAUAUUUCACUCUUACUCGUUCUCCCUUUCCUCUCUCUCUCUCUCUAUUUCUCUCUUGCACUUUCUCUCUUCCUCUUUCCAUCUCUUUCACUCUUACUCGUUCUCCUUUCCUCUCUCUCUCUCUCUAUUUCUCUCUUGCUCUUUCUUUCUUUCUUUCUAUCUCUUUCACUAUUACUCGCUAUCCUUUCCUCUCUCUCUUUCUCUUUCUUUCUUGAUCUUUUCCCUUCCUCUUUCUAUCUCUUUCACUCUUACUGGUUCUCCCUUACUCUUUCUCUCUUGCUCUUUCUCUCUUCCUCUUUCUAUCUCUUUCACUCUUACUCGUUCUCCCUUCCUCUCUUUCUCUUUAUUUCUCUCUUGCUCUUUCUCCCUUCCUCUUUCUAUCUCUUUCACUCUUACUCGCUCUCCCUUCCUCUCUGUCUCUCUUUCUCACUUGCUCUUUCUCCCUUCCUCUUUCUAUCUCUUUCACUCUAACUUGUUCUCCCUUCCUCUCUCUCUCUCUCUCUCAUGUAACGGUCUCUUUUCGUUUUUCUUUCUUUCUUUCUUUCUUUCUUUAUAUUCUAUACAUAUUUCUGUCGAAUUUCUUUCUUGGGCCAGAAUUUCUUUGUUUGUUGGGCCAAAAUUUCUUUGUUGGGCCAGAAUUUCUUUGUUUGUUGGGCCAGAAUUUCUUUGUUUGGCCUAA
Messenger RNA from Acanthosepion pharaonis, 1014 nucleotides. The record is from the annotation of a GenBank genome assembly. Lineage: Eukaryota; Metazoa; Mollusca; Cephalopoda; Sepiida; Sepiidae.